This is a messenger RNA of Tribolium castaneum (red flour beetle), 2213 nucleotides long. RefSeq names its product orthodenticle-1 (gene Otd1). The coding region runs from base 374 to 1489 and encodes 371 amino acids. Gene Ontology annotation, cellular component: nucleus. The record is from RefSeq and is a predicted model, not a curated record. Gene Ontology annotation, molecular function: RNA polymerase II cis-regulatory region sequence-specific DNA binding; DNA-binding transcription factor activity, RNA polymerase II-specific. The transcript is spliced from 5 exons. Gene Ontology annotation, biological process: regulation of transcription by RNA polymerase II. Lineage: Eukaryota; Metazoa; Arthropoda; Insecta; Coleoptera; Tenebrionidae.
UUUCAUGUGUAUUAUAAGAAUACACGCAUUUCGUCGUGUCUCUCUUAAAAAAUCACGUAAAUCAAUAGGAUAAUCGAUUAAAAUAUUGAAUCGCUGUAAAUCAUGUGCAUUAUCGUCUAGUCCGCAUCACAUGUCGAUGGAACGCUUCUUGUUGUGAAACUAAUUAAAUAUUUACGUGCUUCAUUAAUUUUAAUUAGAGUAGUGAAGACUGUUGUGUUGUUGGAGCGACGAGGGUUGGAUUUUGAACUACUAAGUGACUGUUUACCUGACUUUGGAUUGUGAAUUGUGAUUUAUGCGACGAUUUUUCGUGUUAUGCUGUACGAGGACUGUCAACAGCAUUAGGAAUGCUUGAGGACUCAAAAAAGAUGAAAAAAUGUGGCCUCCAGAGGCAGUACAUAGUUUGGAAAGGUUUUGUACUUAUGGAAAUGUGAAUUAUAGACAACGACGAUCGCAGCCAUUAAAAAUAUCCUGCCUCAAAACGACCCCUCCACCAGAAGAAGAUAACAGAGGGUGUGCGGCAAGUGUCGGUGAAGGAAGUUUUUAUCUCCCAAUGAACAUGCAAGGAUUUGUUAAGCAACAAACGGCACCGCACGGACCGCCGUAUGCGCCGCAUCCUUCGCUUAGUUCCGGACUGGGUGGCGGCCUUUCCGGGAUGCCCAUGCCUGCCCUCGGCUUCGGCCUGGGACACCCGCUGGAGUCCGUCCCCUUCCCGCAAGUUUAUUCAUAUUUUGCAGGCGUCAACCCCAGAAAGCAGCGGCGCGAAAGGACGACAUUCACCAGAGCCCAGCUUGACCUUCUUGAAGGACUCUUCGCCAAAACACGCUACCCGGACAUCUUCAUGCGCGAAGAAGUCGCCGUCAAGAUCAAUCUCCCCGAGUCCAGAGUGCAGGUCUGGUUCAAGAACAGGCGCGCCAAGUGCCGGCAGCAGCUCCAGCAGCAGCAGAACAAGAGCGCCUCGCGGACCACCACCUCCCCCACGAAGGUCAAGGCUAGCAAAGCGUCGCCAGCGGCCGCCCCCAGGUCCGUGGCCACCCCCACGGGCAUCCCGACGCCGUCCACGUCGGCGUCGCCCCCGACAGUCAACAUCAAAAAGGAAUCGCCCCAAAUGCAGAGCUACAGACCCACGGGCAACAUCACACCCCACGGCAGCAACACCUCGAGCUUGAUCACGACGCCGUCGCCGUCGGCGUCGCCCCUGGCCUACCAGCACGAGUACAACUCGUUCAACUGGACGGCCAAUGGGCAUGGGCACAACACCUCCUCACACAACUACUAUGCCCAGAAUUACGCGCCCACGUAUUAUGGGCAAAUGCAGCCCGAUUAUCUCAAUUCGCAGACCACCCAGAACCAUAUGCAAGCCAUGAACAACAUGGCAGGGACGUACCAGAUGACUGGGUACAGUGCCAUGGGCAUGGCGGCCCCGCACCACCAAAACUUCGGCCCCAGGCAUCCGCCCGACUGCAGUAUGGAGUUUGCAAAUAUGGCUUAAUUACCUCAAGUACAAAUCGAGACUUUAGUGUACAUAUCAUCGAAAGACGCAAUAAUUGUGUGUGUGCAUGUGUAAGUAAAAUUGUAAAUUGCGAAAGCGAACGGCACUAUAUUGAAAACCGCCAAGGAUUAUUAAAUUUGUAAAUAACAAUUUAUUUCGUCCAUGGGUUAAGCGGACUGUAACCCAGAUGGUUGUAUUAUAAUUGUAGGUAGGUAGCUAUAUCAUUUGUUUGAUAUCAGGGUCACUGAUACGUUGUAGAUUAAACUAGCUUUAUAAAAAUUACCUAACUUUGGGCCAAAUGGCAUCCGUCUUUAUUUUACCAGAAGCAACGAAUUACAUAAAAUGAUAAUGGUAACGUAAAAAACUAAUGCGAUUUGCUCCCAUCCACACUCGUUUAAAUAUUUUAUUUGUAAGUCUGGCUUUGUCCGCCUCAUUCAUUUGACAAAGUAUACAUCAUACGUUAAGUUUCGGAUCAAUCUUACAAUUCUGUAAAUUUGGAAAGCGACUUACUGAUAAAAUGUUACUGAAAAGCCAAAAGUUGUUGGUGAUUAGAUUGGGUUGAUUCAGUCAGACUAUUUUAAAUUUUAUAACGCUUUAUACUAUUUUUUGUAAUAUUAUGUACAACUCUGUAAGUCUUUGUCGUGAAAACAAACUAAAUUUUGUGUAUGCAGUUUAAAUCUUACUUUGAAACUACUUGAAAUAAAUACGUAUUUAUUUUAUGAAA